This is a messenger RNA of Lolium rigidum, 1935 nucleotides long. RefSeq lists its product as uncharacterized. The record is from RefSeq and is a predicted model, not a curated record. Lineage: Eukaryota; Viridiplantae; Streptophyta; Magnoliopsida; Poales; Poaceae. The transcript is spliced from 17 exons. The coding region runs from base 1 to 1935 and encodes 644 amino acids.
AUGCGGCGCUGCCGGCUCCGGUGCAUGUCGGCCGCGCGCGUCGCCGUCGAUCCGAUCGACGCUCAACGGCCAUUCACGCCCGUCGCGGAUGCGCUAGGGAAUAUGCCGCAGACUAAGAGAGCUGGCGAUGCUGAUCUAACAGAAAGCUCCAAAAAGAAUAGAGGAAUCGACACUAGCAGCGGAAAGACGCUUGAUUUGAUAAUUGCAGGCGACCUAAAUCAGGAUAUCAAUUCGGAAGAACUGAUUGACAAGUUCAGAGACUGUGACCAAAGUGUCUGGAGCGAGCUCAGCAAAGAAGUUACUUCAAAAUUUUCCAGAAGUGUCGUCUCCCUUGCAUUGUCUGAUGGACAUAAGGUGUUAUUUGCAUGCUCGGGCAUAGCAUUACAACGCCAACCUCUUGGUACACGCUUUCUCACUUCAUCAAGUUUGGUUAGAGCUUACAAUGAUAAGAAAGCAGAAGGCUGUGGUAGCUUGAAGAUUGAAGUGCGUCGCAACGGCAAUGUUGCCACAGGCUUGUUAGGAGACUAUGAUUUCGAUCAGAAGAUUGCUCUUGUCAACAUAGCGAUCUACUCCCUUGGUGUUCGUCCUUUGGAUCUCGAUCAUCAGGUGGAAUUUCUUCCCUGCAGUAAGGUAGUAGCUGUCGCACGUGCUGAUUCUGGCACAUUAAUGGCCACAACUGGGAUACUGACCGGUGAUUCAAGUGGAUCUGAAGAUGGUAAACAGUGUAUGCUCUCCACCUGUAAAAUAUCUGAGGCUUGGGAAGGUGGGCCACUUUUUGAUUGUGAUGGGAACUUUGUUGGCAUGAACCUUUGUCUGGUUGGGGAAGGAACUUCUUUCGUGUCAAGGAGUAUAAUUAUCAAACGUUUGGAGAAAUAUAUGCCGAAAAAGAAAGUUAAGAGGGUCAGGCAUGUAAAAAUACAGAGACAGGUGCAGCCCUUGCCCUAUUGCACUUAUCCAAGGGACAGAUCUGGGGAGCUAGACUGCUUAAGUUAUCCAAAGCCUUCUGCAGCUACUGAGGGCUUGAAAUUGGUUAAUAUAUUUGAAGAGACUUUUGGCGACUUAUAUGGUUCUAGUAAAGGUGUUUGGAGCCAACUUGGCAAAACAGUCUCUCAGAACUUAAGUCGAGUUGUUGUCUCACUGGCUUCAUUCAGUGGAGAAAGAAGGUUCUUUGCAUGCUCAGGCUUAGUAAUUGAAUGGAAUGGAUGCACAAUCAUUCUGACCUCGGCGAGUUUGGUUAGGGAUCCUAACGAUGAAAACAAGAUUGCUGAAAACUUGAAGAUUGUAGUUUUGCUUCCAAACAAACAACGCAAAGAGGGGAUAUUGCAACAUUCCAGUUUACACCACAAUGUUGCUCUUGUUGGUGUCAAGGAUUUCCGUCCUCUUCGUUCAUUUAGUCUUGAAGAUCGGUGGAAUAACAAAACUCGUAAAGAUCCUAAAAGAACUCGUAAAGAUCCCAAUGUAGUAGCUGUGGGACGCUGCUUCAAAUCAGGAGUCCUAAUGGCUACAUGUGGGAGAGGAACCGACUGGUCAGGCAUGCUUGAUUACAGAGGUCUUAGGUACUCCAGUUGUAAGAUCACUAAGGCUGGGAUUGGAGGGCCUCUGGUUGACUUCAGUGGGAGAUUUAUUGGCAUGAACUUCUAUGAUAAGAAAAUAGGAACCCCAUUCAUGUCUAGGGACUGUAUUACUCGAGUGCUGGCACACUUUGAGGGAAAAAGCCCUGUUGAUGAAGUUACCGGUGAUGGCAAGACAAUGAGCUCUGUUGAUAAAGUUACCGUUGAUGAUACGCCAGUCAGCACUGUUGAUGAAGUUUGCAGCACUGUUGAUGAAGUUUGCGGUAAUGGUAAGCCAGUCAGCACUGUUGAUGAAGUUUGCGGUGAUGGUAAGCCAGUCAGCACUGUUGAUAAGGUCCGCGCUGAUCAUAGGCCAAUCAGGUAG